AUGGAUCCUUUAGGCACAAAUCACAAAGAUGAGAAGGACACUGCUUUCAUGAAAGUAGAGAAGGAGGAGGAGGAGGAAGAUGAAGAUGAGAAAGAUGAUAGCGAGACAACAGUGCUAGACGGUGAGGAGGAAUCAGAUGACAAAGCCAAGGAGACUGAACCCCAGCAGCAGCAGAAGCAGCAGGCCUGGGCCCCCACUACCUACUCCACGUUUGGUAAAGAGGUGUUCUGCUACGUAGGAGAGGAGAUCAGCAUCUUGGAGGCCUUGGACUCUUACGGUGCUGUCAUCUGGCCAGCGGCGUUGGCUCUGUGUCACUACCUAGAGACCAACGUUGAGCAGUUGAACCUGGAGGACAAGGCAGUGCUGGAGCUAGGAGCAGGCCCUGGCCUAGUGUCUAUUGUAGCCACACUCCUAGGUGCCUGGGUCACAGCUACAGACCUACCAGAGAUCAUAGGUAACCUGAGAGCCAACCUGCUCCGUAACACAAGAGGGCGCUGUAGGUACACUCCCCAAGCUGCAGCUUUGUCCUGGGGUCCUGACGUGGAACGCACCUACCCCAGAUCCGUCUAUCGCUAUGACUACGUGCUGGCGGCUGACGUGGUGUAUCACCAUGACUACCUGGAAGAGCUGCUGUUCACCAUGAGAUACUUCUGCCGUCCAGGAACCACUCUGAUCUGGGCCAACAAGGUCCGCCUCAAGACAGACCUGAGCUUCACAGAGAACUUCCAGAACACCUUCAACACCACACUGCUGGCUGAGACUGGAGAAGUAAACAUAUUCAUGGGCACGUGUCGAGAAACAGAGGAGGAACCAGAGCUGGUCCCAGGAAAACAACAGGAAGAGGAGGAGGAAGAACAUGUCACAGAGCGUUUACAGGAGGAGGAAAAUGGUUUAGAGGAAAAGGAGGAAGAGUUUAAGGCAGAUGAAACAACUGAGAACGAGGAAGAAGACGAGACACAGAAGAAAGGACUGAAAGAGGAGAACAAGGACAGAGAAAACCAGGAAGACUCUCAGGAUUGCAGAGACGAUGAAGAGCAGCAGAAUUCUGCUGGCUCACAUUCUACCUCCGAAUCAGAGCUUGGGGGUCUUGAGGAGGCAGACACUCAGGACUCAAAUGUCCAGCAGGAGGAGAGACCAGUCUGGGUCGAGCAGUUUGCAGAGGAGGCAGACACUCAGGACUCAAAUGUCCAGCAGGAGGAGAGACCAGUCUGGGUCGAGCAGUUUGCAGAGGAGGCAGACACUCAGGACUCAAAUGUCCAGCAGGAGGAGAGACCAGUCUGGGUCGAGCAGUUUGCAGAGGAGGCAGACACUCAGGACUCAAAUGUCCAGCAGGAGGAGAGACCAGUCUGGGUCGAGCAGUUUGCAGAGGAGGCAGACACUCAGGACUCAAAUGUCCAGCAGGAGGAGAGACCAGUCUGGGUCGAGCAGUUUGUUGUGAAGGCAGACAAAAGGUCAGAGGAACAAGACAACAGUUUGGAGGAGGAGGAGGAGGCUGAUGCAGGUGAUGGCAGUUGCCAAGCAUGGGAGGAACAAACAUUGGAACAUAGUGAUGAAGGAUAUGAGGAUGAUGACGAUGAAGCAGAAAACACUAACUCCCGCUGUAGCACCGAAGUGACUGACGAAGACAUUAUCGAGGAGUUGGACACCAAGGAAGCCCAGCUGGAUAAUACCCACGUCCCCUGGAUACGCCUGGACAGAGAGGUCUACUUCUAUGCUGGGCACAAAAUCAACAUCGUCGAGGCAAUGGACUCCCAUGGCGGAGUGAUAUGGCCAGCAGCGUUGGCUCUAUGUAACUACCUGGAGACCAAUACUGAUGUGAUAGAUCUGAAAGGAAAGCAGGUUUUGGAACUGGGAUCAGGGACAGGAUUAGUGUCUAUCGUCGCCAGUCUACUGGCUCCUAAUGUAACGUGUCCCCCUGGUGCCCAGGUGACGGCCACCGACCUCCCAGACGUCCUUAGUAAUCUGAGAUACAACUUGCUCCGAAACACCAGAGGGCGCUCUAAAUAUACACCUGAGGUGACAGCUCUAACCUGGGGUCCUGAGGUGGAACGCACUUACCCUAGAUCCGUGUAUCGCUAUGACUACGUGCUGGCGGCUGACGUGGUGUAUCACCGCGACUUAGAGGAGCUGCUGUUCACCAUGAGAUACUUCUGUCGUCCGGGAACCACUCUGAUCUGGGCCAACAAGGUCCGCCUCGAGACAAACCUGGUGUUCACUGAGGACUUCAAGAACACCUUCAACACCACCCUGCUGGCUGACAUGGGAGAGGUUAAGAUCUUCAAGGCCACGUGUAAAAGGUAG
Messenger RNA from Salvelinus fontinalis (brook trout), 2301 nucleotides. RefSeq lists its product as uncharacterized. Gene Ontology annotation, biological process: peptidyl-lysine methylation. NCBI's taxonomy places the organism in Eukaryota, Metazoa, Chordata, Actinopteri, Salmoniformes, Salmonidae. Gene Ontology annotation, molecular function: protein-lysine N-methyltransferase activity. The coding region runs from base 1 to 2301 and encodes 766 amino acids. The transcript is spliced from 8 exons. The record is from RefSeq and is a predicted model, not a curated record. Gene Ontology annotation, cellular component: cytoplasm; cytosol.